GUUUUCGUCCACUCCUCUGCCGGGAUUGGGGAUGAUGGAGCAGCCUGUGUGUGUGGAGCAGGAUUAUCUUCUCUGGCCACAAGGGGGCAUCAGUGCUGCAGAGAUGGGCAGCUGCGGGCACGCCAGGGGAUUGAUUCCUUUAGUCCAGCCCUGGCCUGGAGGGGAGGAUGCCCAGCGCGUACGGUGCCCUCGUCAGAGAGCGGCAGGGGAUGGGUGGUGCCGCUCAGUGAGGCUCAGAGCAUGAACCUGCAGACAGGGAGAGAAAGGAGAUCCCGGUAUAAACCAGUAUAACGGCAGCUUCAGCGCGGGGAGGAGCAGUGGAGAUCCCAGUGUAAACCAACACAGGGAGGCUGCUGCUGUUGUAGGACUGGGACCCUCCCAGUUCUCCCAGGAUAAGGCGAGGGAGUGGCGAUCCCAGGCUCAGCCCAGAGGCUUCCCUAGACGACCCCCCACCCCGCAGAUGGAGGAGCCCCCGGCGAGGCGGCCCGGGGCCGUGGGCUGCUGGCGAUGCUUCUGGGAGUUCUGGAACUACGAGACCCCCAAAGUCCUCGUGGUGAAGAACCGCAACCUCGGCAUCAUGUACAGAGGGGUGCAGCUGCUCAUCCUGCUCUACUUCAUCUGGUACGUGUUCAUCAUCCAGAAGGGCUACCAGGAGAGCGAGACAGGCCCCGAGAGCUCCGUGCUCACCAAGGUGAAGGGCAUCACCCGCUCACCCAGCAAGGUCUGGGACGUGGAGGAGUACGUCAAACCUGCUGAGGGCGGCAGCGUGUUCAGCAUCCUCACCCGGGUGGAAGUCACCCGCUCCCAGACGCUGGAGACCUGCCCGGAGAGCCUGGAGGUCCCUCACGCCACCUGCACCUCCGACAGCGACUGUGUGGCUGGGGAGAUGGAGAUGCUGGGGAACGGAGAGAGGACGGGGCGCUGCGUCCCCUAUUACAGCGGGCCGGGGAAGACCUGUGAGGUCACCGCCUGGUGUCCAGUGGAAGACGGAGGAACGGUCAGCGAGUCCCUGGGGAAGAUGGCCGCGCAGUUCACCAUCCUGAUCAAGAACAACAUCCAAUUCCCCCGCUUCGGAUUCUCCAAAGGGAACGUGAAGGGCGAUAAGAACGGCUACCUCAAAGACUGCACCUUCAACGAGACCACGGACCUGUACUGCCCCAUCUUCCGCCUGGGCUCCAUUGUGGAGCAGGCAGGAGAGAACUUCACCGCGCUGGCCGAACAGGGCGGCGUUAUCGGGGUGAUCAUAAACUGGAACUGUAACCUGGACCUGCCCGACUCCGCGUGCAACCCCAGCUAUUCCUUCCGCAGGCUGGAUCCCAAGAGAACUCAGGUGUCUUCUGGCUACAACUACAGGUUUGCCAAAUAUUACAACUGCAACGGGACGAACACGCGGAGCCUGAUCAAGGCCUAUGGGAUCCGCAUUGACGUUAUUGUGCAUGGCCAGGCAGGGAAGUUCAGCCUGAUCCCCACCAUCAUUAACCUGGCCACGGCGCUGACCUCGGUGGGAGUGGGCUCCUUCCUCUGCGACUGGAUCUUACUGACCUUCCUGAACAAGAACGACGUGUACAGCGCCCGGAAAUUCGAUCAGAUGCAGCCGCUUGGCACCUCGAGAGCCAGUGCCCAGAGACCGGGCCGGAUGGGCUCUCCCUGCCCCUGCUGGCUCUGGGCGUUCCCUGCGGGAGCCGGGCACUGCAGCCUGCCUGAUGAGCCACCCCACAGGCCUUCCCCUGGCCGUUCUCCACGCCCUGUGACCUGGGGUGGGGCCGUGGAGCGAGGCCUAGGCACUAACCGCCCCAUCUCUCCUCUGUCUGGCCAGGACAGGACCCCGGCGCCAGGCGGCAUUGGUAACGCCUGCACCACUCAGGCCUCGUCGCCGGCCCACCCCAAGGGCCCCAGCCAGCUCUGAGCUGCCUCUACCCCUCACCUGCUGCUGUGGCUGGCCUGGGGACCCACUGCCAAUGGGCAGGCUGAGUGGGGCUGCCCCAGUACUGACUGGAGGGGUGAGGACCAGGAGACCCCCAGCCCAAUCUGGAUUUCACCCCACGGCCAGCAGAGUUCCCGGAGAGCCUCAGCUUCCCUGCGACUCUCUGCAGGGCUGGGGGUGAGUGAGCCCAGACCCAGACAGGCCCCCAGCGCUAGGCCGAACACGCACCCCAGAGCCUUGUACAGACCCCAGGGCUGGCCAAAUCCCCCGGAGGCUGGAGAGCCAGGUGACCCGCCACGGGGACAGGUACCCGCCUAGUUCUACGCCCCCUGCUCUGCCAGCCCCUCCUGCAGUGAACGUGCCCAGUGGGCUGUGAUGGGGCGAGAGGUCGGCCCCAGGAGGCCAGCCGCAGAGAGGCUGGUCUGUGCAGGCCACGGCCGCCUCCCCGGGCCCAGCCGGCUCUUUAACUCGCACUGACCAGGGAGUCAUUUGGGUCGCUGGGUGUUGUGCUGAGGGGGGACAGAACCAGCAGGGAGCACAUGGGCACUGUCCUCUCCCGGGGCAUCACCUCUUCCCUGCUACUCUCCCCCUAAGAGAGCCCCCUGCCCCACCCUGGGCUCCCCUUCCUCCAUGGCUGCUCCCCACAUUUCCCCAGCUGUUCUGGAGCCUGCUCACCCCAUAGCACUCGCCCAUGAGCCCCCCACAAACCCAGCCAUGCCCACUCAUAGCGUCAGACAAGCCACACUCACAGGGCAGUUCCUCACAGCGUGAUCACCACUCAGCCUUCUGGCUGGCUUUGAGCAGCAGCAGCUUAGUGAACACUACUGACGUUUGAAUUGAGGAAAGCACCAUUGAGAUGAGCAGGGCACUUCACCCCCUCAGAGCUGCUGUUUCAGGCUCUCUGCAGACUCUGGCAGAGCUCACGGCAUCAGUGACGCUUGGGUCAUAUUUUGAAGGGGUUUGUUACAAUCCUAAGGACCAGAGAUUUAAUGUUAGUGCUCAGGGAUGGGCGGGGAGGGCUCAGGUUUUUGGCAGCCCAGCUUGAGACACCUCAUUUUCCAGGAAGUGCCGCGCCCCCGUCCUGUGAAAAACUGCCCUGGAGAUACCCCCAAAUCACCAGUCGCUGCUGAAAAGCUGGGCUUGAGAGCAUAGCCUGGGUCACACAAAUGCAGGGCCCCGA
Malaclemys terrapin pileata is the source of this 3104-nucleotide messenger RNA. It is a transcript of the gene P2RX2, whose product is annotated as purinergic receptor P2X 2. Bases 461 to 1906 code for a protein of 481 amino acids. Lineage: Eukaryota; Metazoa; Chordata; Testudines; Emydidae. Gene Ontology annotation, molecular function: purinergic nucleotide receptor activity; ATP binding; extracellularly ATP-gated monoatomic cation channel activity. Gene Ontology annotation, biological process: response to ATP; monoatomic cation transmembrane transport. The record is from RefSeq and is a predicted model, not a curated record. Gene Ontology annotation, cellular component: nuclear inner membrane; plasma membrane. The transcript is spliced from 12 exons.